AUAUUGUUCCACGUAGCCUGUCUGUUAAUUUUUAUGUAACCGAAGCCGAACCCCCCAUUAUUCCGUAUAAUAUUAUACAUUAAAACUAAUUAAUUGACACGAUUGCUAAACCAGAUUGUGGAUUAUAUUUCAAAUAGCCCGGAGUCGAACAUUGAAACAUUCUGUUUUAGUUCGACCGUUUAGAUAGACGCUCACUUCGGUUUCUCGCGUAUCGAACGUCGGCCUAACUUGAUAGUAUUAUACAUAUUUUAUAACUCUUUAAAGUAAUUUAAAACUAUUUUAUUUUAUUUUUUUGUGAACGUUCGACGACAAUGGCGAAAAUCAGUGCCGGACCCGUUGUUGACAUUUUGGGUGAUGAGAUGACCCGCAUCAUCUGGGAUUUGAUCAAGGAAAAACUCAUCCUACCAUUCUUGGACAUUGAGCUCCAUGUUUAUGACUUGGGCAUGGAAAACCGAGACUUAACCAAUGAUCAAGUGACAUUAGACUGUGCCGAAGCCGUGAAAAAAUAUAAUGUCGGGAUCAAAUGCGCCACGAUUACGCCUGACGAAAAGCGAGUCGAAGAAUUCAAGCUGAAGAAAAUGUGGAAGAGCCCCAAUGGCACCAUCAGAAACGUUCUUGGAGGUACAGUGUUCAGAGAAGCCAUUAUAUGCAAGAACAUUCCUAGGCUGGUUACUGGAUGGGAAAAACCUAUUAUAAUCGGAAGACAUGCUCAUGCUGAUCAAUAUAAGGCUACAGACUUCAUCGUUCCUGGAGCUGGCAAACUUACAUUGACAUGGACCUCUAAUGACGGUAAAGAUAAAAUUGAUGAAGUCAUCAAUGAUUUCAAAGGUGCAGGAGUAGCAUUAGGAAUGUUUAACACAGAUGCAUCUAUUACUGAUUUUGCGCAUUCUUCAUUCAAGUUUGCUUUAUCAAGGGAACUUCCAUUAUAUUUGAGUACUAAAAACACUAUCUUAAAAAAAUAUGAUGGUCGUUUCAAAGACAUUUUCCAGGAAAUUUAUGAUUCACAAUACAAACCAUUGUAUGAAGCCAAAGGUAUUUGGUAUGAACAUAGGUUAAUUGACGACAUGGUGGCCUAUGCCAUGAAGUCUGAAGGAGGAUUUGUAUGGGCGUGUAAAAAUUAUGAUGGUGAUGUUCAAUCAGAUUCUAUUGCUCAGGGUUAUGGUUCAUUGGGUUUAAUGACAUCUGUAUUGAUUUGCCCUGAUGGUAAAACUGUUGAAUCAGAAGCCGCACAUGGCACUGUCACGAGACAUUAUCGUAUGCAUCAACAAGGUAAAGAAACAUCUACUAAUCCAAUUGCAUCCAUUUUUGCGUGGACAAGAGGAUUGUUGCAUAGAGCAAAAUUGGAUAACAAUCAACAAUUGGAAGACUUUGCCAACAAAUUGGAGGAAGUUUGCAUUGAAACAAUGGAAGCUGGAUUCAUGACUAAAGAUUUGGCCAUAUGCAUUAAAGGAAUGAACGGAGUUCAAAGAUCUGAUUAUCUGAAUACAUUUGAAUUUUUGGACAAAUUGGCUGAAAAUUUGAAACUUAAAUUAAAACUCGCAUGCAAAUAGUAAUUAUUGAAAAUAUUUAAGCUUGAAUUUUUGGCUAUGUUUUAUUCUAUUUAUACGUAAUAAUAAUCGUUUAUUUAUUCUUUUUUUUUUUAUUUUUAAGAUUUUGGUUUCUUCAUUGUGCCAUAGUUAGAUAGAACAAUUUCAUAUUAUAUUUCUUCUGAUUGGUGGUAGUUAUUAAUUUUUACAUCAUUAGUCCAAAUAAAAUUAGGUGUAGGUGCAUAUUUUGGAACUACUUCAAUUUAACGAGACUGAUGAUAAAUUUUAUCAAAAAACAUAAAUAUAUUUCUUACAACAAACAUUAUAUACCGUGUUGUCAUUAUUACUAAAAAUAAAAUUUGCAUGUUACAUUAUCUUAAAAUUAUACUAUUUUAUUAUUUUAUUAAAAUUCAUAAACGUCAGAA
Messenger RNA from Metopolophium dirhodum (rose-grain aphid), 1951 nucleotides. RefSeq names its product isocitrate dehydrogenase [NADP] cytoplasmic (gene Idh). NCBI's taxonomy places the organism in Eukaryota, Metazoa, Arthropoda, Insecta, Hemiptera, Aphididae. The transcript has 2 exons. Gene Ontology annotation, cellular component: mitochondrion; cytosol; peroxisome. The record is from RefSeq and is a predicted model, not a curated record. Gene Ontology annotation, biological process: isocitrate metabolic process. Gene Ontology annotation, molecular function: isocitrate dehydrogenase (NADP+) activity; magnesium ion binding; NAD binding. Bases 312 to 1550 code for a protein of 412 amino acids.